Molecule: messenger RNA, 1363 nt
Organism: Agrilus planipennis (emerald ash borer)
Lineage: Eukaryota; Metazoa; Arthropoda; Insecta; Coleoptera; Buprestidae
Product: beta-galactosidase-1-like protein 2
Exons: 1
Coding region: 46-1191 (381 amino acids)
Biological process (GO): carbohydrate metabolic process
Cellular component (GO): vacuole
Molecular function (GO): beta-galactosidase activity
Source: RefSeq, a predicted model, not a curated record
GUUUUGGAAACAAUUUUAUCUUUCCCGGCUUCCGUUAAUUUUUACAUGUUUCACGGUGGAACGUCUUGGGGAUUUUUGAAUGGAGCCAAUCUCGAAGACUUUACCACCACAAAUAAUAGUAAAUUGCAACCUGACAUUAGCAGUUAUGAUUACAAUUCACCUUUAUCGGAACCAGGUGAUUACACUGAUAAGUACUACAGUCUGAAAUCUCUCAUAGAAAGUUACACAGUAACUAAAACCCUUAUCCCAGAAAUGCCCAAUGAAACUAUAAGAGUUGCUUAUGAUGCAAUAGAAGUAACCCAGCAAUUGCCACUUAUAAAUCUCAUCGAAAAUAAUGCAGAACAUAUUAUAGACAGUACAUAUCCCAUUGCUAUGGAACUGUUACCUAUUAACAAUAAUUCUGGACAGAGUUACGGCUACAUAGUGUACAGGAAAGAAGGGAUAAAUAUUCCUGCGAACUCUGUGCUGGCAAUUGAGGGCCACGUUUGCGAUACGGUCAUGGUUCUUAUCAAUGGACAAUUGGUUUCUAAGGUGCUCACUCAGGUAGACGAUCUUGAUGGUUUCGGUUAUUGGAGAUUACCAAAUCCUUCUCUAAAUUUGGGUAGCAGUAGCUAUACGAAUGCUACACUGGAUUUGUUGGUGGAAAAUUGGGGUCGUGUAAAUUAUGGUUAUUUGAACCAGUUUAACCAAUUUAAGGGCUUGUGGCAAGGAAACGUAACAUUAAACAAUGUAGUAUUGACCAAUUGGAAGAUAAUUCCAUUAGAGUUCAAAAAACAAUGGACGAAUAAUUUGAGCGGAUGGCGAACUCCUAAUUUUGAAACCGGACCGUCGUUGUACAAAGGGAUUUUGAAUGUUGACAGUCCUUCUGAUACCUUCAUUGAUAUGAGGAAUUGGACGAAAGGGAUCGUGAUCCUUAACGGAUUUGUUUUAUCGCGUCAUUUUAGAAUAGGACCCCAGCAAACAGCUUACGCACCAGCUCCAUUCUUUGUAACAGGAAAUAAUGAAAUUGUUAUAUUUGAACAUUUCGUUCCAGCAAGGCAUAUUCCCUUUUCUAAAGAUAUCAUUUUCGAAACUGUUUCGAUAAUUGAUUCGAACACCAGUUCGGCAUCAAAACUUAUCGGAAAUGUUCAAUUCGAUCUUAUAUUAUUGUUUUUGUUUAUGGCAACUUUGCUAGGACACUUAAAUCCUUAGAUUAGAUUAGAUUAUAAUUCAAAAUCGCAAGCAUUCUAUCUGUUUGCAAUAUUAUCGUAACAAAUAAAAUCAAGUAGGUACUUAUGGCAAAUAAAUUUUAUCAGUAUUGCAUUUGAUGGAUGUCAUACUCAUUUUUUUGUAGUGGUAAUAAAUUUAUUGAAAUUGCAGUUAA